UUUUAAGCAGACAAAAUCAUAAAAACUGUAACAAAUAAAUGCCUCAGAAAAACAACCUCAAAAAGCGUGUGUGGUAGGUACCUGAAGACUAAAUACAAGCUCUAGGACUACACAAACUCAACCCCAAAACCAGAAGCUCAGAAGUCUUCCCACAGAGAUGGACACAAUCCUCUGCGAUGAGCUCCUCCAAGAAAUCUUCCACCGCCUCCCUCCGUCGUCUUCCUCCGCCGCCUCUCUCGUCUCCAAGCGCUGGCUCCGCCUCUGCCGCUCCUCCAAGACCUCCCUCUGUCUCCGCUUCUCCCCUCAGACUUUCACACUCGCCUCUCUCUCCUCCUUCCUCUUUCACUACCCUUAUCUCUCUUCACUCUCUCUCACCGCCGCCGCCGGCGACGACGCCGCCUCCGCUUUGUUCGAUCACCUCCUUCUCUCCGUCGCCUCUUCUUGCCCCAAUCUCCAACACCUCCGCUUCCUCACUUGCCCUGUCUCUUUCUUCUCUCUACUUUCUCUGUCUGUCUCUUGCCCCAAUCUCACUUCUCUCAGUAUAUCCCUCUCCAGACCUCUUUCUUUCCACUGGAUCACCUCGUUUCUCUCCCUAAAAGACCUCACUGUUGUUUUCACCGGCAACGAAUUGAAUUCCGAUGAAUUCGAUUCUCAAGAAGAACAUCGCGAUGAAAUGAUCAGAAAAAAUUUCAACUUUUCACUGCCAUUGGAGUCUCUCUCUCUAUCCGGGACUCGACCCGGCGAUAACUCUCUGAAUUGGCUUUGGAGGAGCUGCAAGAAGAUUAAGAGGCUGCAAUUACGGAGCUGUGAAGGUAUUGGUGACACUUCUUUGUUUUCAUUGUUCCUUAAGUGUUUGACUUGUCUUCAAGAAUUGGAAUUGAGGACUUGUAGGACUAUUGUUGAUAGGGUUUUAUUGAUAUUAGCUGAGAAUUGUAUAUCUCUGAAUUCACUGUUGGUUUAUGAUGGUGGUAGCAAAGAGGGUUUGCUUCAAUUCAUAAGUACAAGCAGGUGUAAUAUGCAAAAACUGGAUUUAAGAUUACCUCUUGAUCUUGAUAACAAUCACUUGCUCGCCGUGGCCUCCAAGUUCAGGGGAUUGUCAUGUCUUAGGCUGCAGAGUUGUUGUCUUGUUACUGGUGAAGGACUGAAGAGUCUAGGGUUAGCUAUGAGUAAUGGGCUUGAAGAAUUGGCUUUGAUAAACUGCGAUGUGGUCGAAAGAGAACCGGGGUUGCUGACCACAUUAGGGCAGAAUUUGAGGGGGUUGAGGAAAUUGGACCUGUCUCAUAACGAGAUGCUGCUCGAUAAAGAGCUGAUUUCGAUGUUGGUUUCGUGUACUUGUUUGGGUGAAUUGAAGGUGAGAGGGUGUAAAAGGUUGACUAAUGCGGCCAUGGUCUCAAUCUUGAAGAGUUGUAAGUUUCUGGAGAGGGUUGAUAUAAUGCGCUGUGGUGGGAUUGAGGUGAAUGCAGUUGAGUUAUUUAUUUUGAAUUCUCCGCAAUUGAGACUGAUACAAGUUGAGGAAAGCAAGCUUUCUGAUGUUGCAAGGAUGCGGGCAUCCAAUAAGAUGAUCGAGGUUACUGUUUGAUUGAUGAUACUGUGAUGGACGAAAUGAAGAAUCAGCUAUUCCAUGUAAUUUAUUGUUGCAAUUGAAACAGGUAAAUAUCUUGUACUUUUUUUGGGUUGAUUGUAAAUGUUUCUGUUGGGUAUGUUGUGACGUAAUAAUGUUCACAUGAUGUUUGAUACUACAAUAAUUUGUACUGCUUAAGUUCAAAAUAAUUUAUUUUCCUUCUCUGCUAUAAUUUUUGCAGAGAACAUUUCUGUAUCCUAGUAGAGUAAUAUGAUUGACUGGUUCUUUCUCA
Cornus florida is the source of this 1853-nucleotide messenger RNA. RefSeq lists its product as uncharacterized. The record is from RefSeq and is a predicted model, not a curated record. Bases 158 to 1579 code for a protein of 473 amino acids. The transcript has a single exon. Gene Ontology annotation, cellular component: SCF ubiquitin ligase complex. Lineage: Eukaryota; Viridiplantae; Streptophyta; Magnoliopsida; Cornales; Cornaceae. Gene Ontology annotation, molecular function: protein binding. Gene Ontology annotation, biological process: SCF-dependent proteasomal ubiquitin-dependent protein catabolic process.